UGGACUGAAGUCGAUAAUCCCAUCAGACUGUGUACGACGGCGGCUUUGCCACAAACUGAGCCAGGCUUCACUCCUUGUUGGCUUACUUGCGAUCGUUUUCUUCUCGUCGGAUUAAGUUAGGAAGAAUGGCAACCCUCCAAAUUUCGCGUGGUGUCUUUUCUGCGCGCACCUCAGCGCCAGUCAGGAGCUUGGCCUCGGUCCGGACUGUGGCUACCCCUGUUUUGGUCAGCCCUCGUAGCUCACAAGCUAGCUCUUUCUUGGGCGAGGCAACGCUGGUCGCGCCAUCUUCGGGGAUGAAAUGGACCAUGAUGCGCCACGGCAACAAGGUUAAGCAUCUUGGUCGCCCAGCUGACCAGCGCAAGGCGCUCAUUCGGUCGCUAGUGACCGAGGUGAUUCGCCACGGCGCAAUUCGCACAACAAAGGUGAAGGCAAUGGUUAUUCGCAAGUACGUUGACCACAUGAUCACCCUGGCUAAGAACGGCUCCUUGCACGCUCGUCGCCAGGCUCUUGGCUUCAUCUACGACAAGGACCUGGUUGCCAACCUGUUCGACAAUGCCCCCGAGCGCUACGCGGACCGACAAGGCGGCUACACGCGCGUCAAGACGGAGCCCAUGCUCCGACGCGGCGAUGCCACUGAGAUGGCCAUCAUCGAGCUCGUGUAGAGCAGCUGCGGCAGCAGCAGCGGCAGCAGCAGCGGCAGCAGCAGCGGCAGCAGCGCCUUGUGGCAGCAGCCGCGGCAGCAGCGCCUUGUGGCAGCAGCUGCGUUGGGGGCGGCAGGAGCAGCUCCAGCUGUAUCUUGCGGGGGCGGCGGCGGCAGAGGAGCAGCGGUGGCGGCAGAGGAGCAGCGGUGGCCAUUCAGCAGCAGGAGAGCGUCAGGGGCGGCGGUGUUGCUUGCUGGCCUGCAGCAGCGGCUGAGGCAGCAGCGGUGGCAGCAGCAGCAGCUGCAGCGGCAGGCAGAGGACUAGCCGGGGAUGCAAGCUGCGGUAGCAGAGGCUGCGUUCUGCGCUCAGCUGGGACUUGCCGUGGAGGAAGCCUGCCUACCUGUUUACGGCUGGAGCGGCUGUGUUGCUGGAGGACGAUUGCUGAGGGGCUUGGUGCUGAAGAUGAGGACGAUGUGCAGCAUGCUAAGGGAGGCAUGGAGUGGAGGGUUUUCCCCGGUCAGGCAUGGGAGCUGGGAAGGGGCGGGGCUACCGGCGGUUAGCGGUUUUGCGGCUGUGGCGGACUGGGGGGCAUUAUAGCAGCAGCGGGCUCGGCAGCGGCGUUAGCAUGCAUGGUGCUCUCCCGUAGGGUGGCCUGUUGAGGAAGGAGGAGUGCGCUCUGAAGGGUUGCGGCGCUCUGCGGGUGCUGGUGCUGCUGGGGGGUCGCGCCCCUUUACAGCCUGUUGUUGGCAAACACAGACCUGGCAUCAGACCUGUGGGCCCCCUGGCCUCGGUCACGUCCCAGGCCGCAACCCGUUUCAUGAAAGGGGCCGUUUUGACUUAUUAUGGAUGUAGAUGUGGGGGCUGGGAAAGAAGACGAAGGUAGGGUCCUGGUGACGGGGUGGUUGGGGCCGAUUGCUAUUAUGACUGCGUUUCUGAGAGAGUGUUCUUUGCCGACACGCUAAAGGCGAUGCACAGGAAGCGUUGCGAAAGGCGAGGGAGGAGGUGUGAAUGUGUCGUAGAAGUGGCGACGCUUGGUAUCCACGGUUUUCGGCAAUUUCGUGGGGGCUGUGUAUGCUGCCAAGAUUUCGGGCUGCAAUGCAAAUUUUCCCGUUUGCACGUUUUGCUGCUUGUAAUGG
Messenger RNA from Astrephomene gubernaculifera, 1777 nucleotides. NCBI's taxonomy places the organism in Eukaryota, Viridiplantae, Chlorophyta, Chlorophyceae, Chlamydomonadales, Astrephomenaceae. The record is from the annotation of a GenBank genome assembly.